Molecule: messenger RNA, 5573 nt
Organism: Engraulis encrasicolus (European anchovy)
Lineage: Eukaryota; Metazoa; Chordata; Actinopteri; Clupeiformes; Engraulidae
Gene: rgmb
Product: repulsive guidance molecule BMP co-receptor b
Exons: 4
Coding region: 447-1934 (495 amino acids)
Biological process (GO): BMP signaling pathway
Cellular component (GO): plasma membrane
Molecular function (GO): coreceptor activity
Source: RefSeq, a predicted model, not a curated record
GUUGAUUUGCAAUCGAUUAGUUGGAAAAGACGGGGGUAGAUUUCUAACUGUGGCAGAGAAAUGUGAUGUGCAGCGUACGUGUAUAUGCAAGAUUGCAGCGUUCCGGACGAAUCAAGCAGACGAUUUUCAGUUGAGCGGAAUUGUCCACAUGGAUGGCACACCAACUUCGAGUUUUCAAACUAAAAUUCAAGUGUGUUUUCUUUAACGGCUCUUUAUAGUAUACAAUUACGUAGGCUAUUUCUUUUGCCUUCGCUUUGCAUUUACGCGCGGGGACGCACGAGAUUCUGAGUCUAAUGCAAUUUCGGAGCACGGGAAGCCGGGACUUAAGUAGAAAACAGGAGAGCAGACACGGAACAGAGGCCCGAUUUCUCCGCAUCGCCCACAAGUCCACCUCUGUUUCUCCCGUGGAGUAGGCUACGUGAGUCUCACCACCGCGACCUGGAUGGAUGGGCAUGGGGAAAACAGGAUAUUGUUACCCCGAGGCUGAGCGCCUCAUCUACGCGUCGUCGUGUCUCCUGCUGAUCUUGCUCACUUUCUCCACCGUAGUCCACACAGACGGCAGCCAGCCGCACACGCCGCAGUGCCGCAUCCAGAAGUGCACCACCGACUUCGUGUCGCUGACAUCGCACCUCUCGGCGUCGGCCGAUGGCUUCGAGGCGGAGUUCUGCAAGGCGCUGCGGGCCUACUCGGCGUGCACGCAGCGCACGGCUAAGAGUUGCCGCGGCAACCUGGUCUUCCACUCGGCCGUGCUGGGCAUCAGCGACCUCAUGGCGCAGCGCAACUGCUCCAAGGACGGCCCCACCUCGCCCACGCACCCCGAGGCGCCCGCCCCGGAGCCCUGCAACUACCACAGCCGCCACCUGCAGCAGCAGCAGCAGGCGAACUGGCUGGGGGGCGGCGCCGGGGGUGCCGGCGGCGUAGGUAGCAGUGGAGUUGUGGUCAGGCCUCCGAACUACUUGUUUUGCGGCCUGUUUGGAGACCCCCACCUGAGGACGUUCAAGGACCACUUCCAGACGUGUAAAGUGGAGGGCGCCUGGCCGCUGAUCGACAACAACUACCUGUCCGUGCAGGUGACCAACGUGCCCGUCGUCAUGGGCUCCAGUGCCACGGCAACCAACAAGGUUACAAUCAUCUUCAAGCCGUACCAGGAGUGCACCGACCAGAAGGUGUACCAGGGCGUGACGGACGACCUGCCCGCGGCCUUCGUCGACGGCACCAUCAGCGGCGGCGACGGCGAGACCAAGAGCUUGUGGGUCAUCGAGAAGUCCUCCGGUCACCACGUGGAGAUACACGCCGCCUACAUCGGAGUCACCGUCAUCGUGCGACAGGUGGGCCGCUACCUGACGCUGGCGGCGCGCAUCCCGGAGGAGAUGGCCAUGGCGUACGACGCCGAGACCCAGGACCUCCAGCUCUGCGUCAACGGCUGCCCGACGUCGGAGCGCAUCGACCGCGACGGCCACCUUCCUCUACCCACGCAGCAGCAGGCCGGGAUGAGGCACCCGCACUCCCACAACCAUCACAACAAUCACCAUAGCAACAACAACAACCACAAUCACCACAGCAACCACCCUCAUCACCAGCAGCAGUACCAGUAUCAGCAGCAGCAUCAGCAGCUGCCACGUCCGCACACCCAGCGCGUGGUCUACUCCCUGGAGGCGGCCAUGAGCAAGUGCCGCGAGCACCUGGAGAUGAGGGACAUCUACUUCCACUCGUGCGUCUUCGACCUGCUCACCACGGGCGACGCCAACUUCACCACGGCGGCCUACGACGCGCUGCGGGACAUGAAGGCGCUGCACCCCAGGAAGGAGAGGUGGCACAUCUACCCGCAGUCUGGGGCCCCCUCUGCUUGCCGCCGGGGCCCGGGGCCUCUGCUGUGGGCCAUGGUUGUCAUGAGCCUGCUCUGGACACUGCGGCACAGUGCUGCGCUUUGGUGAACACGCAACGUGCAGCUGAAGGAGCGCCGGGACAUCUACCCGCAGCUGGUCAGGGGCCUCCUUCCACUGGGCCCCUGGAGACAGGUGCGGAGGCCCUGUGUUAAGAGUAUUCGCUGUGUACAUGUCAUUGAGGCGCUUUUGGUGAAAACACAGGCGACUGAAUAAGCAUGUGAAAAAACUGUACCAUACGGACCAUGCUGUUUUCUUUUAUUUUUUUUGGUAAAUGGUACGAGUGAAGCUACAACUUUAAAACCGACAGACAGACAGACAGAAAGUGUUAAUGUAUAUACUGUGCAUAACAGGAGCGAAGACUGUCAAGACUUUUUUGGUCCUGGAAAAAAAAUGUACUCAUGUCUCGUUGUCUGUAGAUUUGGUGUGCAUUACUUUUGUUUUCCUCCGAAGACCUGGAUGUAGUCAUUUUGGUGUGUGAAUUGUAAAUUUUUUUGAUACCUCAAGACCGAGGACGUUUUAACAGAAGCACUUUAUUUUUUAACGUUUUGCAAGAAAAAAAAUACAGCAAAAAAAAUGCAAAAAAAAAAAGAAAAGAAACUCACCCGAACAAAACAGUGUUCUCCUCCAAACCCAAGACCCGGUGUUUAUGGAACUGCUUGGAACGUCAAUGGAACAGAUGGUACAACAUAAAGGACCACCGCCCUGACAAUUCAGCGGAACAGUUUUGAAAACACAAGUGCAAUCCAUGUUUUGAAAGUGGGGGUGGGGUCAGAAGUCAAGAUGGAUUCUCUAGGAUCUCGGUGAUGCUAGAAUACUUUUCAUUGUGCUUUUCAUAUGCACACAAGGUUCGACGCUCUAACUUCACUCAUCUGGACUUCUUUGUCUACUUAUCAACAGCGCUACUGGUAGCACUUGGUGCUGGACCAUCAAAUACAGGACCUUCCUUGUGACCUUGAUCUGACCCUGAAGGUCACACACACACACAGAGACACACACCCCUAUGUACUAUAAUAUUUCACUCUGGUUAAUCCCUUCCUUCCUUCUCUGUUCCCUAUUAUCUUUCUUCGUUCUUUCUACAGCUGGCAGGGUGAUGAUGAGGUACUCCAAUGAACCCAAUAGCAGUGACAUCAAUGUCAGGGGAGCAUUUUAUAUCCAAGUUGCGUCAAGCAACAAGUGCUUUUAUGAACAGGUUACAGGCUAUUUGAGGUACACAUUGGUUGUUGUGGUCGCUGUGAGAAUUGUAUCCCUGAUGAGUGACCAUCUAUGGUUUACAUUAUACAGUUUGUCUCCUUUUGGUGUGUUUUAAAGCUUGAUUUCCUGUACAGUCUUACAUAUUUCAACACAUUUUUUUCCACAGAUCAGCAUCAUGUGACUGCAUGCUGAUUGACAGUAAAACAGAAGCAAAGAGUUCUUACAUAGGACACACAUGUACCAUAAAUGUCGAAUCCUGCGCAACGCUGUCUUACCAGAUCCAUACUAGUCAGGGCGAUGAUGACGAAACUGGAAUCCAGUACUGCAAAGAAAGAACCCUCUGCAAGUCAAGAUCAAACUUUCUUGAUACCAGUCAGUCAGGUACAAGGAGUAACCAGAGUGGUGUUUUUAGUUUAGGCCUAGCAUACACGUAUGCAGAUAUUUUUUAAAAACGCAUUUUUUAAAAAUCCAUUUUCAAAUUCUGUUCCCGUUUACACAGUAUGUAGAUUAAAACAUCACCACCUCUGUUUCUGGUUGUAAAAAAUAUCUUCUUUUAGGGUGCCAGAAAUCCCUUUGUUUGUGAACAUGAGGCCAGGAGUGCAUUUCUCGACAGUGUCAUUGCUAACUAAGUUAGCAACUUAUGCAAGCUGCCAUUUGCAACCUGCUAAGUUGCUAACUGGUUAGCAACGACGCUUUCGAGAGAUGAGGUCCAGGACAAAUGCGUUUUUAAAAAACUAUCCACAUACGUGUAAACAGGAUUACUCAUGGGGUUAAUUCCAAGAACCUAGCUAAGUAGUAAACUAAGUUAGAUGGUGGUAAAUCAUCUAAUAGAGGAGCCCGGGGUCCUCAUUUUCUUGAUUUAAUGAAACGUGUGGAUCUAUUAGCAGGUUUACCACGUUCAGAAGGUUAACUAAGCCAGGUAUAUCACUUAACCAUGUUCUUGGAAUAGCCCUCACAGUACUUCUUUUCUCUUCAUUGUUUCCUCUCAGCAAGCGGCACUGACGAUCACCUUAUGGAAAUGAUGGAUGAUUGAUUGGUUUUGAUUAGAUGAUUUGUCAAUUGGAUUUUGUACUUAAGUUUUUUUUAUUUUAUUUUAUUUUUUUGUUAUUUUGCUAACCAAAGAUGAACUUACCCAAACCAUAGGGUGGAAUCAGAGCGGAGCACAUCUGAAGUACAGAUGAACAUUGUGUGUGCGUGUAUGUGUGGUGUGCGUGCGUGUCGAUUUUCUGUAUGUGAGUGUGUGUAUGUAUGCGCGUGUGUAUGCGCGUAUGCGUUUGGAAUUUGUUAUAUAAAAAAAACAAAUGUGUAGGUGAGUGAUCUGAUCUCUUAUGUUCCAAUAGCUCGUUUGCAUUGAUAUGAAUGUGCUUCGUUCAGUGCAGCUUCCUCUGGUCUGUUGCUCCUUCUCAUGCCAACUUUAUUGCUCUCUCUCUCUCUCCUCUCUCUCUCUCUCUCUCUCUCUCUCUCUCUCUCUCUCUCUCUCUCACACACUCACACACACACACACACACGCCUCUUAUUUGCUUUGAUGGAACAAUAUUCUCUGCAGCAGCAAGAGGGUCUGAGUUGAAGAGAUGAGUGUUGCCCCUUGAGACACGAGAGAGGGAGGGGAGGUUUAUGACAGUUAUGUUUUGCCACACUCCUCCUCCUUCUCUUCCUCUUCUUCCUCUUCUUCUUCCCCUGCUCCAUCUGUCUGUCUGCAGUUGGUAGGAGUUGGUUGCAGUCCAACGUAGAGCAACCAUUUUGAAAGGAAUUUUUAGUAGUUGUGUAUGAGAUGCCAAAACAUUCCCACCAGUGGUACCACCCUGAGUGACAUCCCAAACUCCCUACUUUUUUUUUUCAAAAUCACAUAAUCACCUUGUAAAAAUAUGACAUUGCUACUGUAUAUUUCUUUCUUUUUUUUGUUUUUUUUUGUUUGUUUUUUUUGUUUUGCAACUACUGCCAGUGCUGAAGUGCUGCUGCCAUACUGUGACACGUCUUAUAGAUUGUAUUUAGAACACUGGGAGUUUGACAAGGAGCUUAUGGUGGUGAUGAGAGAUCAGAUCAGAAAUUGAUAUCAUAAAUAGUCUCUAUUUCAGCGUGAGCUGAGGUGGGAUAUUUAUGACAAGAACAAGGCCUUGGAGUGCAAUCAGCUGCAAAGUUUUAAAGCCUACGUCCUGUGUUAAGCUUUCAUUAGCAUUUUUUUGACUUUGUGAUCUCCUUUUUAUCGUGAGUGAAUAUGAGUUUUUGUUUUUGUUUUGAUUUUUGUUUUGUGAAGAGUGACUGCUCAAUGUUGAUACUUAAAUUAUUUAUAUAUGUAGUGUCUUGUUAGAGAAAGUUAAGCUCCAUACUCUUGCUGUUGGAAAAAAAAAAAGUUUCAGAUGUGAUUGUACUGCCACCUAGCGGAGCAUCAUUGUUACAGCAGUGUUUUAGUAUUGUACUGGAUGCGGUGAAAAAAAAACUGAUAAAAGGAAAACGUGUGUUUUAUUUAAAACAAUAAAUUAAAAGUACAAAAAAAUA